Messenger RNA from Hypoxylon fragiforme, 1716 nucleotides. Its product is annotated as glycosyltransferase family 33 protein. The coding region runs from base 171 to 1583 and encodes 470 amino acids. NCBI's taxonomy places the organism in Eukaryota, Fungi, Ascomycota, Sordariomycetes, Xylariales, Hypoxylaceae. The transcript is spliced from 2 exons. Gene Ontology annotation, cellular component: endoplasmic reticulum. Gene Ontology annotation, molecular function: mannosyltransferase activity. The record is from RefSeq and is a predicted model, not a curated record.
ACAAUAGCCCAGUCACCGUUCAGAUUUGUGGGUGAAUUAUAACAGUCAUUCCGCCAAAAAAAAAAAAAAAUCAUAUUUCUCAAUUUUAUAUCCGAAUCUCAAUGUAAAAUUUUCAAUUUUUUUUUAUCGCCGGCCCCGAAGACAAGACACCGCUGUCUUACUACUCCGCAAUGGCGUAUCUAGCCAUAGUCUUAUCCUUCACCGCGGUAGGAUUACUACUCGGCCUCGUCGUAGUGUUAACAAUGCUCCCCUCCCGUUACGUAAAAAAACACUCACCCACCGCAUCCAAGGAGGAAUCUGCCGUUUCUGUGCAAGUCCUGGUCCUAGGAGAUAUCGGCCGGAGCCCACGCAUGCAGUAUCACGCGCUGAGUAUUGCUAGACACGGCGGAAGCGUUGACCUCAUUGGAUACCUUGAAUCAACCCCUCACCCAGAUCUUCUCUCCAACCCACGGAUCAAGAUCUACCCACUAGCAACCCCCCCAAGCCUGCUAAAGUCCAGCUCUCUCCCAUUCAUUAUCUCCGGGCCCCUGAAAGUGCUAUGGCAGAUCUGGACUCUGGUCCACGUCCUGGGGUACCAGACCCCGCCAGCACGGUGGCUUCUAGUCCAGAACCCGCCGUCCAUCCCUACUCUCGCCAUCGCGCUUCUCGUCUCCAUCCUGCGCAACACGCAUCUCAUGAUCGACUGGCACAACUACGGCUGGACGAUCCUCGCCGGGACCAAGGGGCGCAACCACCCCUUCGUCCAGAUUUCGAAGGCGUACGAGUGCGCCUUGGGCCAGGCGGCACCGACUGCCAACGUCACCGUCACGCAUGCCAUGAAGCGGCAGCUCGAACGGGCCCCUUAUAACGUGACCGCGCCCAUUCAUGUCCUCCAUGACCGCCCAGCCGCUAUUUUCCACCCCCUGAAGUCAUUGUCGGAUCGCAAGGACUUCCUCGAAAGGCUACCAGAGACGCGAGAUUUCGCCUCCAACAUUUUGGCAGGCGACACGCGGCUCAUAGUGAGCAGCACCUCCUGGACACCCGACGAGGAUUUCUCACUCUUACUGGACGCGCUGGUCACGUAUGCGAAACAACCACAACAACAACAACAACAACAACAACAAGAUACAUCGUGUCCCAUCAUUGCCAUCAUAACGGGGAAAGGCCCACAGAAAGCAUUCUACGAGGGAAAAAUUCGCGAAUUACAGAAAACCGGGCGAUUACCUAAUAUCCGUAUACUCACGGCCUGGCUCAGCAUGGAAGACUACGCCAACCUCCUCCGCUGCGCCGACCUAGGAAUCUGUCUGCACAUGUCUAGCUCGGGCGUCGACCUGCCGAUGAAGGUCGUGGAUAUGUUCGGGUCUGGGUUGCCAGUCGCAGCAUACUCGGGAUACGAGAGCUUUGACGAGCUGGUCAAGGAAGGGGUUAACGGGCUUGGGUUUGAGACCGCAGACAAGCUCGCUGCUAUCUUGAAGAGAUUAUUCAGCAACGAAGGUCUGGCCGAGCUGCGGACUUUGGGCGAAGGCGCUAAGAAGGAGAGUAAUCUGCGAUGGGACGAGGAAUGGGACCGAAUACUAGGGCGUGUGCUUGGGGUCAUGGACUGAAGCAAAAUCAUCAAAAGUUCGGAAAAAAAAGUUAGACAAAAUAUUGGCUUAAAUUAAGAUGCAUGAGAAGGAUGAUGACCCCCAUGUUGUAUGAACGCCUUUAACUAUGCUGGAUAAACCAACAGGAUGCUUA